UUGCGUUCAAAUUUACGAAACAGUGGACGGGUGACGAUGUUAUAAACACAAAAAAAUUGUUAUAUCAAAGUUAAAGUAAAAAAUGAAAUUUGUAAUAGGAAAUUCGUCGAUGUUCUGGUGUCCAAUUGUUUUUACAAUAUUGUGUUUAGAGUGUGUUCAAGGAUACACCGCUUCAUCACCAUUAAUAAAAAAUGUUGUUCGAGGUGGUAUUCACUUUGAGGGCCCUCAUUGGACGGAAAACGAAAGUGCAUUAUACUGGGUCGACAUAGAAGACCAGAAACUUUACAGACUCGACCCUGUUACCGGAAAUGUGACUUCGAGAAAAAUAGAUUACGGGCCAGUAUCCCUCGUUGUGACAGUAAAAGACUACCCGGGAAAAGUCAUACUAUCAUCUCGCAGUGAACUCUACUUGCUGUCCUGGGACGAUAUGGAAGGCGAUAGCGCUAUGAGACUGCUCACCGUAGUCGACUUGGGCAAACCUGACAAUCGAAUCAAUGAUGGCAAAGCUGACACGAAGGGAAGACUUUGGUUUGGUACAAUGGGCAAAGAAGAUGCCUCCGGCGUGGAUCUUGACCAGGGUACAUUUUACAUGUUGACAAGCAACAAUUACAUACACCCUGAGGAAAAAGUCCGUCCAGUUUCCAUUUCAAACGGUAUAGCGUGGACUUCGGAUGAUAAAUUUAUGUUCUAUAUCGACAGCCCCCUGCGAACUAUCGACGUAUUUGACUUUAAUAUUGAAACUGGCGACAUACGAAACCGAAGAACACUAUUCAGUUUUCAGAAAAACAAUGUGACUGGCGUUCCUGAUGGCAUGACAAUAGACACUGAUGGAAACCUCUGGGUAGCCUGCUAUGAUGGCGGGAAGGUGAUAAAAAUUGAUUCCCGAGCCGGCAAACUGCUAGAACAACACAAGAUACCAGCAAGCAAAGUGACCUCAGUUACUUGGGGUGGGCAUGACUUAUCCACUCUGUACGUAACGACAAGCAGAAGGGGCCUAAAUUCCGUCCAAUUAGCACAGGAACAAGAAGCUGGCUCUUUAUUUGCCAUACAAGGCACUGGAUCAAGAGGAUUUCCUAACAAUCAAUUUAUAUUUCCUAAUGCUGAUUUGUAUUAAUUCAUCCACUAUAAAGUAAUUUGUGUGUGCAUUGUAUGAUAUAAUAUACUUAUAGAAACUAAA
This is a messenger RNA of Zerene cesonia (dogface butterfly), 1177 nucleotides long. RefSeq names its product regucalcin-like. Bases 83 to 1114 code for a protein of 343 amino acids. Gene Ontology annotation, molecular function: gluconolactonase activity; calcium ion binding. The record is from RefSeq and is a predicted model, not a curated record. The transcript is spliced from 6 exons. Gene Ontology annotation, biological process: L-ascorbic acid biosynthetic process. Lineage: Eukaryota; Metazoa; Arthropoda; Insecta; Lepidoptera; Pieridae.